GCAGAAGAAGAAGACAAUAACAAAGAAUUGUUGAUUUUUGUUUAUUGGUAGUUUUAAGUUUUGAUAAUAAUAUGUCUGAAAAGGUGAAUGCACGUUGCACAUGGGCACAGACCGCUGGCAAACCCCAUUGGCAAACGACACUGGUCCCAACGCGCCUCUCCGACGACGACGUCUUCCAAAAGCCCGAUUUGGAUGACGUUAUCAGUGAGGAGCGUGCUGUGCUUUUGUCCAACAAUGAUUGCCCCACAAUUCCGUGUGAGAUGCAAUUUCAAAUAGCGCCCAGUUUUAAAAUUGCCGCUUUGACGCUCGUUUGCAGCGCACCCAAAGUGGAAAUCUUUGUGGGUCCAAGCCAGGAGUACCUGGAGACUGUCUACGGCAUACCCGUGGAGGAGGAUGAUGGCGAUGUACCCAUCAAGCCGUAUCGCUACGAUGUGGAAAUCGAUCGUUCUGGCAUUGCUGAAAUAAAUCUCAAAUUGCUUACCUCGGCAAAAGAGAUUUGCAUUUAUGGUGCCAUGUUGCACAUAGCACCGAAUCCCAAUGGGAUUACCACACAGCUGCAAAGGCCAUUUGAUAUACAGAAAAUACAGGAGCUGCUGAACAAAGGCGGCACCAGCACCAGCAGAUGUGCUCAAAAUCCCAGCGAGAACAACGAUGAAAAGAUGCAGAAAUUCAUGUCCAUGAUGAAGGGAUAUGUUGGCCACAUCCAACCACAGUUGCCUGUUCCUGCGUCUGCUUCUGCUCCUGCUCCUGCUGCUGAUGUCGCUGUUAACAGUCUCAGUCAACAUAUCGACUCCAAAUUCGUCGAAUUGGAACGCACAAUUUGUAAAAGGCUAGACGAAUUUGAGGCACAGCAAGCAGCCAAGUUGGAUCGUAUUAUCGCUUUGCUCGAAGACAAAAACUGAUUGAUCUAAUCAUUAUAUAUAAAUAUACCAAUAUACAGUUGUCGCUCGCAAAUUUCAAGGCUUCCAUUAUACUCUGUAAAUGAUUAUGAUUUCGAUCUUUAUCAAAGGAAUAAGCGAGAUUUAAUUUGCGAGCAAAGACUUUAUUAACAGAAUUUAAAACUAAAUCGUAGUCUAUCUUUAAUUUUUUUUAAUUUGUUUUCUAUAGUAUUCUACUGAGAGUGUUCCUUGUAAACUGGAACCUACGAAAAGUCUGUGAAAUUGUAAUUUUCCAAAAUAUAUAUAAAUGUAUCUAGA
Molecule: messenger RNA, 1196 nt
Organism: Drosophila grimshawi
Lineage: Eukaryota; Metazoa; Arthropoda; Insecta; Diptera; Drosophilidae
Exons: 2
Coding region: 72-902 (276 amino acids)
Source: RefSeq, a predicted model, not a curated record